UGAUUAUGUACAUGUCUUUUUGAUUCUUUCUAGACAUCCGUGUGUGAGCAGCUGCUCUUAGGCCCAUCAGUCAGUAGCUGUCAGGACCUUGUCCCUUUUGACUCCUUCAUGAAAGCCUGUGAACUGGACAUGUGCUACUGCAACAACAGCGCCACAUCCUUUUGUAUUUGCACAACCAUUUCAGAAUACUCUCGCCAGUGUAUUCGGGCUGGUGGAAAGCCUGAACCAUGGUGGACUGAGCAGUUCUGUGGAAAAUCAUGUCCUUAUCAAAAUAUGGUGCACAGAGAAUGUGAAAACCCUUGCAUCAACACUUGUUCAAACCCUGACAGAGGUCUGAUUUGUGAAGGCCACUGUAUUGAUGGGUGUUUCUGUCCAGAAGGAUACCUGUUUGAUGACCUGACUAAUAGAGGCUGUAUUGCUGAGAGUCAGUGCGGCUGCAUCCAUGAUGGAAAAAUCUAUGAGCAUGGAGAGACUUAUAGGAUUUAUGGAGAUGGCCAUUACAUUACAUUUGAUGGAAAGCCAUACACUUUCAGUGGAGACUGUGAAUACACAUUAGUCGGGAACAAGGAAUUCAGGCUGUCUGAUGGAGGUUAUCAGAUUCUUCAUAGAGAUCAGGGGCUGGAUAUUCCUUACCGAAUUUUGGUAAGAGGAAUAUACACGGUCCUUGAUGCAAGCAAUGGUUUAACUGUCAUGUGGGACCAGAGGAAAAACAUGUUCAUCAAACUCAACCCAAACUUCAAGGGUUCUGUUUGUGGUCUUUGCGGAAACUAUGAUGGAAACUCAAACAAUGACUUCAUGUUGAGAAAUCGCGAGGUGGAAACUAAUCAAUUGAAGUUUGUAAGCGAUUGGAAAGAAUCCUCUAUCUGUUCUGUGGCCACAGAAAUGAGAAAUCCCUGCUCAAGCAACCCUUACAAGCAUUCAUGGGUUCAGAAACAAUGCAGUAUCAUUAGGAGUGAAGUUUUUCAGGCUUGUCAUUCACAUGUGGAUCCCAAUCAUUUUUAUGAUGCCUGUGUGAGAGACUCAUGUGGUUGUGUUAGUGGUGGCGAUCGUGACUGUUUGUGUGGCGCUAUAGCUGCUUAUGCACAAGCCUGUAAUGAUGCUGGAAACUGUGUUGCCUGGAGAACACCCAAACUAUGCCCAUUGUUCUGUGAUUAUUACAACCCUUCUGGUGGAUGUGAGUGGCAUUACAAACCUUGUGGAGCUCCCUGCAUACAGACAUGCAGGAAUCCAGAUGGACAAUGCUCAAAUCAGAUCUUAUCACUUGAAGGGUGUUAUCCAAAAUGUCCCUCUGAAUAUCCUUACUUUGAUGAGGAUUCAAUGAAAUGUGUUAAGAGGGAACAGUGUGGCUGCUUUGACAAACACGGGGAUUAUUACAUCAACCAGAAGCCAGUUCCUUCAACAGAAAACUGUCAAACAUGGUAUGCUAUCGUUUUCAUGUAAAAAAUUUCAGCCAAUUGUUA
Molecule: messenger RNA, 1460 nt
Organism: Danio rerio (zebrafish)
Lineage: Eukaryota; Metazoa; Chordata; Actinopteri; Cypriniformes; Danionidae
Source: RefSeq, a predicted model, not a curated record